This is a messenger RNA of Aureobasidium pullulans EXF-150, 895 nucleotides long. RefSeq lists its product as uncharacterized. Bases 271 to 768 code for a protein of 165 amino acids. Lineage: Eukaryota; Fungi; Ascomycota; Dothideomycetes; Dothideales; Saccotheciaceae. The transcript has a single exon. The record is from RefSeq and is a predicted model, not a curated record.
CUCAACAAUGACAACACGGUCCGACUUGACAUGCACUCUUGCUGUCGGCAGCCGAGCAUAUGAACAGUAUAUGCGUGAUAGCGAAGCAGACGGUAAUGCACAUGUUGCCCAUUCUGCAUGUUUGCACACCGCUACCUGUGUAACCGUCUAGGCUUCAUUCAAUGCCGAUAUGUGGAUGCAUGCAGGGUCUUCGCUCAUGCGCGUGCUCUUGCUGAAUACCCACGAAUACCCUGCAGCACUCCUUCAACCGUUUGACUUUUGAGGCUCAAAAUGAAUCUUUACACUGCAGAAGAAACAUCUCACUCGAUAAAAGGUUUAGCAAAACCAUGUUUAUCUUUUUGUUUGAUCGGAAUGUUCGUCAAAGGACGGGCGCUACAAGUGACACUUCUGGGGAGUGUUUUCGACGGGAAGAAGCCCCACACCCUUUCCCACCCCAUCGCCGAAGUUGCGGUCAAGAAGUCGUCGGCUCUGCGACUCACAAAGCAGCUUGAUUGCAUGCCUUUUUGCCCCUCUUCAUGCAGCGGGGCGACCGGCAGUAAUGGACGCAUGCGAAAUCACAUACGAAGGUCAAAAUAUGUGACUGAUCAAGUUAAGUACACAAAAGGGUCUUCUGUUUGCAAAAGGUGUCUUUUCCCUCCUUUUUUUUCUGCUUUUGACUGCGACGGCAAGGGGAGUAAUCAACAGAACCCUUGCUACUCUGCUUUGUAUAUUGGUGUACAAGAGGAGAAAAGGGGAUACAAGUGUGCAUCACAUCACAUCUCCUGCUAGUCUUGUGACAUGCCACUUCUCGCUCGGCAGCGAAUGACCAGCUUUGUUCCCUGCUUUGGAUUGGUCUGUCUCUUUUGAUUAGCAGCUUUGGUCUCCCAGCCGCCGCAAUUUAGUCCCGAGAGAGAAG